AUGACUGCGCAGGGCAAGAAUCACCCAGCAGGGAUUGAUGGCCCCCCUCCCUUGCCUCUUGAUCUCCAUGAACACAAACUCCAAAUAUUCUUGAACUGGGGUUUCAUAUUGCUCACGUCCUGUAUCGUGCCGUUGGUGCUCUAUCCAAGUUUACACUGGGGGGCAAAUUUAUCCAUCAAGAUCUCUCUUAGUGUAGCCAGCGCCAUUCUAGGAGCGUCGACCUUAUUUUCACUGGGCAUGCGAACAUGGCGACUGUUUAAAUUGACAUCGAAUUGCCGACCGCUUAAAUCAGAAAGUCGUUGGAACUUUGACUUCUUCCACUGGAACUAUCUUCUGGGCUUUGUACUCGUCACAAUCAUUAUCGUGAUUGGUCUGACAGAAGAACCUCCGAGUGUACGAAUGAAUUCUUUGCCUCCGUCUAUUCUCCUGGUACAAGUUGGCUUCACAUUAGUCAUUACCGGAAUACUGGCAAAGCUUGGCGUACGACAACCAUUCCCGGUGUCUUCCCUUCCGGCAGGUGAAGUCUUUCGCCCAGGCAUCUUAGUGAUCAUCGAGGAUGUCGUUGCGGUAGAUGGGGGCAGGGACAUGCCGUAUCGCGCAGCCCUGAUGAAACGAUAUGCAGCCAGCGUGCGGUUUCAACGCCUAAUUGAGGCUUUGAAUUGGUUCUGGGGAUUGGGUGGAUGUAUUAUGGGCAUUGUGUUGAUCGUUGUGAUUUCUUCGGUUCGCGUCCAGACCUUUGCUUUUGGAUUGGGGUGGACGAUUCCAUGGAUUUGGGCUGGUGUCUGGGCGGUUAUCACUACUUACUGGGUUAAGUCUGCGCUGCGGGAAGAGAGCCGGACUUGGUCCGAGUGCCGAAUGACAAUGGCUGUGUAA
This is a messenger RNA of Aspergillus pseudotamarii, 873 nucleotides long. RefSeq lists its product as uncharacterized. Lineage: Eukaryota; Fungi; Ascomycota; Eurotiomycetes; Eurotiales; Aspergillaceae. The transcript is spliced from 4 exons. The record is from RefSeq and is a predicted model, not a curated record. The coding region runs from base 1 to 873 and encodes 290 amino acids.